This is a messenger RNA of Magnolia sinica, 4260 nucleotides long. RefSeq lists its product as uncharacterized. Gene Ontology annotation, cellular component: U2 snRNP; catalytic step 2 spliceosome; U2-type prespliceosome. Gene Ontology annotation, biological process: spliceosomal complex assembly. The transcript has 2 exons. Bases 172 to 4008 code for a protein of 1278 amino acids. Lineage: Eukaryota; Viridiplantae; Streptophyta; Magnoliopsida; Magnoliales; Magnoliaceae. Gene Ontology annotation, molecular function: mRNA binding. The record is from RefSeq and is a predicted model, not a curated record.
ACUCCUCUCUUCCUUUCAUCCUCUAACUUCUCCCAUUUGCUGCGAAGGGGAUAGAGCGUUUCAGGUCUAGGGACAGUGCUUGAAGAGUUUUGGAAUUUUUGUUCGAGGAAGACUUACAGUUAAGGCGACUUUCGUACAAUUUGGCAAUAGGAAAGAGACAGGGAACGGAAGAUGGAAACAAUAGACAGCGAUAUUGCUAGGGCCCAAGAGGAGAGGAGAAAGAAGGAGCAGGAGCUUGCUUCUCUCACUGCAGUUACCUUCGAUGCCGAUCUUUAUGGGGGUGGCAACCGCUUUGAGGGCUAUGAGCAGUCGAUCCCUGUCAACGAAGACGAGGAAGAUCAAGAUGCUGGGGAGCGAGAGGUUGCCAGGAAACUGGCAUCUUAUACUGCACCUAAAUCGGUAUUGAAGGAACUACCGAGAGGAAUGGGUGGGGAUGAUAUUGAUGAUUUUGGUUUUAAGAAACCACAGAAAAUCAUCGAUAGGGAGGAUGAUUAUAGGAAGCGGAGGCUCAACCGGAUAAUCUCACCAGACAGGAAUGAUGCUUUUGCAAUGGGGGACAAGACACCUGAUCCUUCUGUGAGGACUUACAGGGAUAUCAUGAAGGAGGAGGCCUUGAAGAGAGAGAAAGAAGAGACAUUGAGAGAGAUUGCAAAGAGGAAGAAAGAGGAAGAGGAGAAGAAGGCUUCAGAGGGGCAGAGGGAUGCUGCGUCCGCGCCCGUUCAGGCUGCUCAGAAAAGGAGGAACAGGUGGGACCAAUCUCAAGAACAGGAUAGUAGUGGCAAGAAGGCCAAAACCACGUCUUCAGCAUCAGAUUGGGACAUGCCAGAUUCCACUCCAGGGAUUGGCAGAUGGGAUGCGACUCCGACUCCAGGAAGGGUGGGCGACGCAACGCCAUCAGUUUCUCGUCGGAACCGUUGGGAUGAGACUCCAACACCUGGUCGUCUGGCUGAUGCUGAUGCAACCCCGGCUGCUGGAGGAGCGACUCCUGGGGCGACACCAGCUGGUAUGACAUGGGAUGCAACACCUAAGCUGGCAGGACUCUCUACACCAACACCCAAACGCCAGCGAUCAAGAUGGGAUGAAACCCCAGCAAGCAUGGGGAGUGCAACGCCAAUGCCUGGAGCCACCCCUGCUGCAGCGUUCACCCCUGGUGUAACCCCAGUUGGGGGAAUUGACCUUGCGACCCCAACCCCUGGAGCUAUCAACCUUCGUGGUGCCAUUACACCCGAGCAAUAUAACCUGCUGAGAUGGGAAAAGGAUAUUGAGGAGCGGAACCGGCCAUUGACUGAUGAAGAGCUGGAUGCUAUGUUCCCGCAAGAAGGAUAUAAGAUUCUGGAUCCUCCGGCAUCUUAUGUUCCGAUCAGAACUCCUGCUAGGAAACUUCUAGCCACCCCGACUCCCUUGGGAACUCCCCUGUAUGCGAUUCCUGAAGAAAAUCGUGGGCAGCAAUUUGAUGUUCCGAAAGAAGCACCUGGUGGGUUGCCAUUUAUGAAGCCAGAAGAUUACCAAUACUUUGGUGCAUUGCUGAAUGAAGAUGAUGAGGAAGAGCUGUCACCAGAAGAACAGAAAGAGCGGAAGAUCAUGAAGCUGCUGCUCAAGGUCAAGAAUGGGACUCCGCCGCAGAGGAAAACGGCAUUGCGGCAGCUUACCGAUAAAGCUCGAGAAUUUGGAGCUGGCCCCCUGUUCAACCGAAUUCUGCCAUUGCUGAUGCAACCGACAUUGGAAGAUCAAGAACGGCAUCUUCUGGUUAAGGUCAUUGACAGGGUUUUGUACAAGCUGGAUGAGCUGGUUCGGCCCUUUGUACACAAGAUUUUGGUGGUGAUUGAGCCACUCUUGAUCGAUGAGGACUACUAUGCACGUGUGGAAGGAAGAGAGAUCAUUUCCAAUCUCAGCAAAGCAGCUGGCUUGGCCACGAUGAUUGCUGCAAUGCGACCAGAUAUCGACAAUAUCGAUGAAUACGUCAGGAACACAACAGCAAGGGCCUUCAGUGUGGUUGCCUCAGCGUUGGGUAUUCCUGCUCUGUUGCCCUUCCUGAAAGCUGUGUGCCAGAGUAAGAAAUCCUGGCAAGCCCGGCACACGGGAAUUAAGAUCGUACAGCAGAUUGCCAUUCUAAUGGGUUGUGCUGUUCUUCCACAUCUGAGGUCCCUCGUUGAAAUCAUCGAACAUGGUCUUAACGAUGAAAACCAGAAAGUGAGAACUAUUACUGCAUUGUCUCUUGCUGCCCUUGCUGAGGCUGCUGCUCCAUAUGGUAUAGAGAGCUUUGAUUCGGUCUUGAAGCCUCUGUGGAAGGGUAUUCGUUCACACCGAGGCAAAGUCUUGGCAGCUUUCUUGAAAUCAAUUGGUUUCAUUAUUCCUCUCAUGGACGCUAUGUAUGCAAGUUACUACACAAAGGAAGUGAUGUUUAUACUGAUCCGAGAGUUCCAAUCGCCUGAUGAAGAAAUGAAGAAGAUUGUUCUGAAAGUGGUCAAGCAGUGUGUGAGUACAGAAGGGGUGGAAGCCGAUUACAUCCGUAGCGAUAUUCUUCCGGAGUUCUUCCGCAAUUUCUGGGUUAGACGCAUGGCGCUUGACCGCAGAAACUAUAGGCAGCUUGUGGAGACAACCGUCGAAAUAGCUAACAAGGUUGGUGUUGCAGAUAUAGUAGGAAGGAUUGUCGAGGAUCUCAAAGACGAGAGCGAGCCGUACCGACGGAUGGUGAUGGAGACGAUCGAGAAGGUGGUUGCAAAUUUGGGAGCAUCUGAUAUCGAUGCCCGGUUGGAGGAGCUCCUGAUCGAUGGUAUUCUGUAUGCUUUCCAAGAACAGACCAGCGAUGAUGCUAAUGUGAUGCUCAAUGGUUUUGGUGCUGUGGUGAAUGCCCUUGGACAGAGGGUGAAACCGUACCUUCCCCAGAUUUGUGGUACCAUAAAGUGGCGAUUGAACAACAAGAGUGCAAAGGUGAGGCAGCAAGCGGCGGACCUCAUAUCGAGGAUCGCCGUCAUUAUGAAGCAGUGCCAAGAAGAGCAGCUGAUGGGCCACUUGGGUGUUGUCUUGUAUGAGUAUUUGGGAGAAGAGUACCCUGAAGUUUUGGGAUCUAUAUUGGGAGCGUUGAAGGCCAUCGUCAAUGUCAUCGGUAUGACAAAAAUGACGCCUCCAAUAAAGGAUCUGCUCCCGCGCCUGACUCCCAUUCUCAAGAACAGGCAUGAGAAAGUGCAGGAGAAUUGCAUCGACCUUGUUGGGAGGAUUGCUGAUCGUGGGGCAGAGUUUGUCCCUGCAAGGGAGUGGAUGAGGAUCUGUUUCGAGCUACUUGAGAUGUUGAAGGCCCACAAGAAGGGGAUCCGACGUGCCACUGUGAACACAUUCGGGUACAUUGCAAAAGCAAUUGGGCCUCAGGAUGUCUUGGCAACGCUGUUGAACAACCUCAAGGUGCAAGAGCGUCAGAAUCGCGUGUGCACGACUGUGGCCAUCGCAAUUGUUGCAGAAACCUGCUCUCCUUUCACGGUCCUACCGGCUCUGAUGAACGAGUACCGGGUACCGGAGCUGAAUGUGCAAAAUGGGGUCCUGAAGUCUCUCUCCUUCCUCUUCGAGUACAUAGGUGAGAUGGGGAAGGACUACAUCUAUGCUGUGACGCCAUUGCUCGAGGAUGCACUUAUGGACAGGGAUCUGGUGCACAGGCAGACAGCCGCCUCUGCUGUCAAGCACAUGGCAUUGGGCGUAGCUGGGCUGGGCUGCGAGGAUGCCCUGGUGCAUCUGCUGAACUACGUGUGGCCCAACAUAUUCGAGACGUCUCCCCAUGUCAUAAAUGCGGUGAUGGAAGCGAUUGAAGGGAUGAGAGUGGCAUUGGGCGCUGCCGCAGUCCUGAACUACUGCCUUCAAGGCCUGUUCCAUCCAGCACGGAAAGUAAGGGAGGUGUAUUGGAAAAUUUACAACUCCCUAUACAUUGGGUCACAAGAUGCACUCGUAGCUGCUUAUCCUGUGUUGGAUGAUGAGGAGAACAAUAUCUACAGCAGGCCAGAGCUGACGAUGAUAGUCUGAGGCCAGUGGUGGGCAACAGGAAUCUGAUCAAGGCUAUUGUUGGAUGAUGUAGAGGCUCUUGCAGUGUCUUCAUGGAGUAGGUAAUCUUCGUUGAACCAGAGAUGUAUGUUCUGUGCUGGUGCAUCUUUGCACUCUCCUUAAUAUGUCAAAAUGCAGAUUGGGACCGUCUUUAGAACACUGCUCCCUCUUUAGGCAUAUGCUUUCUGUAAAAUGUCUUAAAUAGUUUUACACACAUAGUUUUUUUUUCUUUUU